AUGUCUUCCAUCCAUCCUCCUCACAUCAUGCCAACAAAAGAUGAUGAGCAGUAUCACGUCAACCUUAAUGUUCGGCUUAUGUGUCCUGAGUGUAGGAUCAUGCCUCCUGAUAUUGUAGAACGAUUCAGUGAGGGCGAUAUGGUUUGUGGUAAUUGCGGACUGGUGUUAGGUGACAGAAUCGUAGAUACCCGGUCAGAAUGGCGUACCUUCUCAAAUGAUGACCAAGGAAACGAUGAUCCUUCGCGUGUUGGUGAUGCUGGUAAUCCACUACUUGACAAUAAUCAACUCGAUACACUUAUCUCUUUAGGCGCUCCGGGCUCUACCCUUGGCCGUGACCUGAGUAGGACUCAGAACAGAAAUGUGGACAAAAAGGAUUCAGUUCUUCAAGUGGCUUUUAGUAGAAUUUCUCAGAUGUGUGAGGCUUUCUUGCUACCAAAAAUAGUUCAGGAUGCUGCUAAAGAAGCGUAUAAGAUUGUUUAUGAGGAUCGUAAACUGAAGGGAAAGAGUCAAGAGUCUAUUAUGGCGGCUGCUAUUUUCAUUGCCUGUCGUCACUCGGGUGUUGCGCGUACUUUCAAGGAAAUAUGGGCUCUCACGAGUGUGCCAAAGCGAGAGAUCGGUCGUACUUUUAAAAUCAUGGAAAAACUACUUCAGUCAGCUGGUAUUAAAUUGUCACAUAGUACCAACGAAGAAUACCAGACUACGCAGACUCAUGCUGAAGACCUGGUUCGUCGUUUCUGCUCGCAUUUGGGUUUAUCAUCGCAAGUGACAAAAGCGGCUGAGCAUAUAGCUAGGAGGGCCAAAGAUGAAGGUACUUUGGCUGGUCGGUCACCUAUCUCAAUUGCUGCUGCUGCUAUCUAUAUGGCGGCCUCGCUCUUCAAGCAGUCCGUCACCGGAGGGGAAAUUGCUGAUAAGACAGGUGUCAGUGAUGGUACUAUUAAGACAAGUUAUAAGUUCUUAUUAGAGGCUAAGGACAAACUGAUUGAUGCUGAUUGGAUGAAGGAGAAUCAUGUCAAGGUUGAGGAUUUGCCUGAUUUGAAAGCUAAGUGA
Molecule: messenger RNA, 1047 nt
Organism: Sugiyamaella lignohabitans
Lineage: Eukaryota; Fungi; Ascomycota; Dipodascomycetes; Dipodascales; Trichomonascaceae
Gene: SUA7
Product: Sua7p
Exons: 1
Coding region: 1-1047 (348 amino acids)
Biological process (GO): transcription preinitiation complex assembly; transcription initiation at RNA polymerase II promoter
Cellular component (GO): nucleus; transcription preinitiation complex
Molecular function (GO): TBP-class protein binding; RNA polymerase II general transcription initiation factor activity
Source: RefSeq, a predicted model, not a curated record